Setaria italica (foxtail millet) is the source of this 757-nucleotide messenger RNA. Its product is annotated as cathepsin B-like protease 2. Gene Ontology annotation, cellular component: lysosome. The record is from RefSeq and is a predicted model, not a curated record. The transcript is spliced from 6 exons. Gene Ontology annotation, molecular function: cysteine-type endopeptidase activity. The coding region runs from base 1 to 705 and encodes 234 amino acids. Lineage: Eukaryota; Viridiplantae; Streptophyta; Magnoliopsida; Poales; Poaceae.
AUGCCAUAUGGAGACGAUGACAGGGUCAUUGUGGCAUUUGGUUGCCUCCAGGAUCGUUUUUGCAUUCAUAUGAACAUGAACAUUUCAUUGUCAGUUAAUGACCUACUGGCAUGCUGCGGUGAUGGUUGUAAUGGAGGCUAUCCUAUCAUGGCAUGGCGCUACUUUGUUCAAAAUGGUGUUAAGACCGACAGUUAUACUCUUUUGCAGUGCGAUCCAUAUUUCGAUCAGGUCGGUUGCAAUCAUCCUGGAUGCGAACCUGCUUAUCCUACACCAGUAUGUGAAAAGAAAUGCAAGGUGCAGAACCAAGUUUGGGAUGAAAAGAAGCAUUUCAGUGUCAAUGUGUACAGCAUAAAUUCUGAUCCAGAUGACAUAAUGCCAGAGGUCUACAUAAAUAGCCCCGUAGAAGUUGCUUUCACAGUUUAUGAGGACUUUGCCCACUACAAAUCUGGAGUAUACAAGCACAUUACCGGUGGCAUUAUGGGUGGCCAUGCCGUCAAGUUGAUUGGAUGGGGAACCAGUGAUGCUGGAGAAGAUUACUGGCUUCUUGCAAAUCAGUGGAACAGAGGCUGGGGUGAUGAUGGCUACUUCAAGAUCAUACGAGGCGUGAACGAAUGCGGCAUCGAAGAGGAUGUUGUUGCUGGAAUGCCAUCGACAAAGAACAUGGUUAGAAACUACGGCGGCUCCUCUGGAACAGCUGUAGUUUGAUUUGUAUUUUUACAGCUGAUGAAAUUGGUAAACCAGCCUUGAUGGCAACUCA